Myotis daubentonii (Daubenton's bat) is the source of this 4742-nucleotide messenger RNA. RefSeq names its product transmembrane protein 87B (gene TMEM87B). Gene Ontology annotation, cellular component: Golgi apparatus; Golgi cisterna membrane. The record is from RefSeq and is a predicted model, not a curated record. Gene Ontology annotation, biological process: retrograde transport, endosome to Golgi. NCBI's taxonomy places the organism in Eukaryota, Metazoa, Chordata, Mammalia, Chiroptera, Vespertilionidae.
CGCCCCCACGCUGCCUCUUCCCUGCCCGCGCCGCUUCCCAGGCUCCUGCUCCUCCUCCGGUCCCGCUUCCCGGUCGGAGCAAAGUCGCCUCCGGGCGGAGCGGCCGCCCAGCGGGCGUCCCGGACCCAGGUGGCUUCCGCGUCAAGAUGGCUGCCGCGCGCCGCCCGCCGGCCGGGCCUCUGCUGCUGUACGCCGCGCUCUGCCUGCUGUGCUGGGCCCCCGCGGCCGUGCGCGCCGUCCCUGAGCCCGGGCGCUGGACAGCGACGGUCAGCGAAAAAUCAGGACCUUUGAUAUUUAGGAAAAUUAUGUUUAAUUCCACUGACAUCAAGUUUUCUGUUAAAUCAUUCAAAUGUCACGAGCCUAUGAAGUUUACCAUAGAGUGGUAUUUGAAGCAUUAUACCUGUCAAAAUGAAUAUGCUAAGCUGGAUGAGCAGUCACAAAAGCCUGAAAGUAUUGAUGAAGACUUUUGUGGUAAUUAUUUCAAGAACAUUGAAUGUUGGACAACAAAAAAUGAAAACAUAGAUUGCAACAGCGACUUACAGGUGUUUCCCUCAUUAUAUAAUAAAGAACUAAUUUCAAAUAUCGGAAAUGUUUCAAACCAGGAGGAACAAAUGGAUGUUGUUGCAAGAACACAUAGAGAUGGGUUUCACAUCCUUAUUAUUUCUAUUAAAACGGGAAAACCCAAUGCAAAAUGGAAUUUGAAUGUUUCUCUUUCUAUGAUGGGGCCGAAAGGAUAUCUCUCUGCAUCAGAUUGGCCUCUCAUGAUUUUUUACAUGGUGAUGUGCAUUGUCUACAUUUUAUGUGGCUUGCUCUGGCUGAUGUGGUCUGCUUGUUAUUGGAAAGAUAUAUUAAGAAUUCAGUUCUGGAUUGCAGCUGUCAUAUUCCUGGGAAUGCUUGAAAAAGCAGUGUUUUAUGCUGAAUACCAAAACAUCAACAGCACUGGGCUAUCAACCCAAAGUUUGCUGAUAUUUGCGGAGUUGAUAUCUGCGAUCAAGAGGACACUGGCCCGCCUCCUGGUGAUCAUCAUGAGCUUGGGAUACGGCAUCGUGAAGCCUCGCUUAGGGACAGUCAUGCACCGGGUGAUCGGACUGGGGCUUCUCUACUUCAUCUUUGCAGCAGUCGAAGGCGUGAUGAGAGUCGUUGGGGGUUCUAACCAUUUAGCUGUUCUUUCUGGUGACAUUGUUUUAGCAGUUAUCGACUCCAUUUUUGUGUGGUUCAUUUUUAUAAGUGUGGCACAAACUAUGAAGACCCUGAGGCUAAGAAAGAACAUGGUGAAAUUUUCUUUAUACAGGCACUUUACAAAUACGCUGAUCUUUGCUGUGCUGGCUUCUGUCGUGUUUAUGGUGUGGACAACUACAACAUUUAGAUUUGCAAAAUGUCGAUCAGAUUGGAUGGAAAGCUGGGUUGAUGAAGCAUUUUGGAGCUUCCUUUUUUCACUUAUCCUUAUGGUAAUAAUGUUUUUGUGGAGACCAUCAGCCAAUAAUCAAAGGUAUGCCUUCAUGCCCUUAAUAGAUGAUUCUGAUGAUGAAGUUGAAGAGUUCAUGGUAACAUCUGAAAAUUUAACUGACGGAAUAAAAUUAAGGACCUCAAAAAUGGUUUCCAAUGGAACUGCUAAACCACCUACUUCUGAUAAUUUUGAUGAAGAUUUGAAGUGGGUGGAAGAAAAUAUUCCCUCUUCAUUCACAGACGUAGCUCUUCCGGUAUUGGUAGAUUCAGAUGAGGAAAUUAUGACCAGAUCUGAAAUGGCAGAAAAAAUGUUCUCUUCAGAAAAGAUAAUGUGAAACCUAUUUAACAACUCCCAGGACUUAAAGAGGUCACACAACACAUAUUUAUGCCGUUAUCUUGGAAAUCUAUGUAUUCAAAUUAAGAAUUCAGUGGGUGGAUGGGUUCUGUACCCUUUUUAAGCUGGCUCUUGAAUGUCAGUUUAAUGCCCAUUAAAUUGCCCUACUUGGAAAUAAUCUUAAAAAAGUAUUUUGAUAAAACAUAUGCCCAAAAGCCCUAAGCUGAUGAGUGGCGGAUGUGUGGAUUGGGUUGUCUCUUUUUUCUGAAAAAUAUGGCAGUUCCAGAUUUAAGCAUUAUUUUUACAUAAACACUCCUACUAUUCUCCCACUGACCUUUGCGGCAAAUAAAGCAGGUCAAACACUGCCUCCAUCUCUGGGGUUUAUAGUCAUUAGAUGCCAUAGUAAUUUCCUUUGACUUUUAUACUGAAGUAACUUGAUAAUAAGAAAAUGGUUAACAUUGGGACAUCGGAUAUCUCUGUGGCUGGGAGCUGUGUGUGAGAGGGUGCGCACGUUUGCACAAGCCCUGUUUGUCAUCACUGUGCACAUCAAAUCCUGGACGUCUUCACUCUCUGAGCUCAGUGGACACAAUACAUGGAGAGAGUGGUCCUGAGGGUCACUUCCGAAGAUUGGCUCUGGCACUGUCCCCUCACUCAGGCUGUGCGUGCAUGUGCUGCUGCUGAACCUGCUGGGGCAGGAGGUGGACACCUGGCUACGUGGCUCCCCCAGAGCACGUCCUCCCGACCAGCUGGGUGUCCCUGUAGGAAACUAGAACCUUAUCUUGUAUGUCAUCUUGCAUAGUACUUCCCGGUACAGUACAUCACGGUUAGUCUUGUAAUUAAUGUCUUAACCUUCAACCAUGUUUUAUUCAUUAUUUUAUUAUGUGUAACUUGAAAAUUUUUGUUCUAAUUUUUCUAAUGCAGAACAUUCUAAAUCUGAAAGGCAAUUGGAAGUUGUCUGAUGGAAGUGUGAAUAUUUGCUGCUUUCCUGAUCAAAGCUGUAGGGCUAGUGGACAUUUAGAGUAGGACUUAAAGCUAGAAUCAGGCAUGUCUUUCUUGUGAGUGAAGAAGGAUCCCAGAGAUUUUGAUUGAGAAGCUUUACAGUACAAACACUUAAAUAUAAUCUUUCUUUUUAAUUUCAUUGUGAAGCCACAAAACAACCUUUUUUCUUUGGAAUUUACUUCUCAUUUACCCAUUUCACAGGGGCUAGUAAAAGAGAUUCAUUUCCACUAGUAAUGUCUCUUGAAAGAUACUUUCAACUUUGUUUUCAGUAGUGAAUAUCACACAGUGUUGUGCUGAGCAGGAUGUGGUGGUCAAGGUGCCAUCCCUUUGGGACGUCCUUCCUAGGAGAGUGCCCGGUUUCAGUGUGGGUUCCAUUCCUCUCUCAGUGUCUGCCUCAGUCGUGGGCACCCACCUGUACAUUUCGCAGCAUUCAUGUCCUUCCCGGGGGUGUAUUUCACCCUUACCCCAAGUUGUUUGAGACCCAGAGGUGACCACUGUCCUCUUGUCCCUAAAAUUUUACCUAAUGCCACUGCCCAGAUUUCGAGUCAGGUUCAUUCCCAACUCAUACGGUUGUAGCUGAAUUCUGAAUGCAGAAUCCUGGGCGGCCAGCCAGUAGGAGCUGCCAGCCAGUGGGGUGGGAGUGGGAACAAUGGCCAGUGUGAGACAGGAAACUGCCUCUGACGUAACCCCGAUAGUGUUUAUAAAAACCCUGUGCUCUGUAGCUGGAAAAAUAAAUGUUGGACCCUGGAUGGCUUAGCCUGAGGCUGAAAUGCAGGCUUUCCUCGUUACCCAGAGAAAGUAGGUUCCCUCCUGAUGGCCGGUCAGAAAUACUGUUUUCAAAGGCAUCCAUUGUGCCCGUCACUGUCAGUGAUCAUUGUGUCCUCGGUUGAUACCUGUGUCCUGAAUAGAGGAUUCCUGUGGAGGGCCUUCUGAACCCCCUCAUGUGAAAAGGAGGGGGCGCCCUAGGGUUGAGUAGUUCAUACAGAGGACCUGGGGAGAAGUGACACCCAUGGCCACCAUGCAGCUGUCAUCCUGCUUCUGCAUGAAGGUUCCAGAAACUGGCCAUCCCAAUCAGAUUAAUUUCUUAGGAUGCCGUCAAGAUGGGUCUUCCUAUUAAUGAAGGGAUCCGAGGGCCAGAGUCCACUUUUGUUUUUCUAGGCAAAAUGCUUAGAAAAGCAUUUGCAAUCCAUGUUAGAUGUAUCUGCUGUGUAAAAUUACUUAAAAGGGAAUUUUUGUGUGAUUUGAGUUCAUUGGUAGCUGCUUUAAAAGAUAAGUUAAUUUAUUUCAAAAAUAAGAAAAAAUAGAUGAGUAUGUGAAUUUUUAAGGCUGAGAGGUAAUGUUUCCAUACUUUUCCUGUGAAGAAAAUAAUUUUUUAAAUCUUUCAUGUCCUGUAGAGAAUAUCGACUUGCCCCCUGUAAUAUGGUACAUUAUGUUUGCACUACUAGAAUAUCGAGACUGAAGUGUAAAAAAAUGGACAUACAAGGUGAUUUUUAUAUCCUUUUCUAAAAAGGGGUUUGCAUCUACUGUGCUAGGCUGCACAUGACUGGUCUAAAGUUGAGAUGUGCUAGUUUAUAAGUCACUGGGUUUGGUACUUGUGUCUUUGCUUGAUCAACAGCAUGCAAUAAACAGUACGAAACACCAGGCCUUAUACUGAUAAUUAAACUCCUCAGCACAUCAAAUGUAUAUAAGUGACAAAUGAGACUUUUAAGGACGUGUACAGAUAACACAGGGGCUCACUAUACACUAAGAAGCUUCCUUAGAACUAGGAAAACAUGUAUUUGGGGAGAAAGGUUAGGGGCUUAAGAAGUUAUAUUUUUCUAUUUUAAAUGGUUAAAUUAUUGUAUAAUUUGGAAAAAGUUGCUUUGAAUGUAGGACAAAACUAUUUCAAAGAUUUUUGUUUGAAAAAAAGGAUAUAUUUUGUGCCUUAAUAUUUGUUGUGACUUUUAAUAAAUUGCUUUCUGAA